This is a messenger RNA of Harpegnathos saltator (Jerdon's jumping ant), 4572 nucleotides long. RefSeq names its product anoctamin 8 white walker (gene wwk). Gene Ontology annotation, cellular component: plasma membrane. The record is from RefSeq and is a predicted model, not a curated record. Gene Ontology annotation, molecular function: chloride channel activity. Lineage: Eukaryota; Metazoa; Arthropoda; Insecta; Hymenoptera; Formicidae. Gene Ontology annotation, biological process: chloride transmembrane transport. The coding region runs from base 65 to 3283 and encodes 1072 amino acids. The transcript has 16 exons.
AUAGAUAUUUUUUCUUGCAGCAUCCCGUCUACUUAGACGAAAAAUACCAUGUACAGGCCACUUGAUGACCCCCCGCCGCCUAUGGAUUCAAAAGGUUCCUACUCAGGAAUGCGACGUAGUCAUGAUGUUUCCCAGCGGAGCGAGCGACGAAACCCUAAUGUGGCUCUUAGGGCGGCUUCGGGCUGGAACCCCGGGGCUAACAGUUCACGUGCGACACCACACUUCUUCAGACAGUUACGGGUUUUACAUUACGGCGCCGUUUAGCGUUCUGUUGAAAGCCGCGGAGGAAGUACAUUUACCUAAGGCAUUACGACAGGAAUUUGGCGGUGGAUUGAAAGAAUUUGUUGGGCCCGAGGCUAACUGUUUUGAAGGUAGCGACGAUGAAAUCCGAUUUUUCACCACGCAGGAGAGGCAAUCUUUGGUGCUACAUCUACUUCACACGCUGAGGGCCGGCCCGCAUGAUUUACAAAGUCUGCCGGGUUUUAAGGUGGUUGAAGGCCAAGCGAUUAUCCCAAAGUGCAUUUCGUCCGGUAUUAUUUCUCAGGUCUUCCCUCUACACGAAUUACCUGCGCUAGAAAAACUGCAACGAAGCUGGGUUCGCGCCUUUCUCAGCCCUCAGCCUUUGGACGACAUUUGUAAAUACUUCGGGGUGAAAAUCACUAUGUAUUUUGCCUGGCUCGGCCACUACACCACCGCUUUGAUUGUUCCAGCUGCAGUGGGUGUCAUAUACUGGGUCGGCAUCAUCGGUAGGAACCAAGCGGUGGAGGAUGUGGCGUAUGUCCUGUUUUCGGUAUUCAACGUAAUCUGGGCUACAGUAUACUUGGAAACGUGGAAAAGGAGAGGCGCGGAAUUGGCGUACAGGUGGGGCACUUUGGAUCAGAGGGACGAUUUAUUGGUCGAGCCAAGACCUCUCUUUACAGGAACUCUAGAGAUUUCACCGGUGACGGGUAGACUGGAACCGACAUACCCCAGGUGGAGGAGGAACAUGUUUCGAUAUUUCGUCAGCGUGCCUAUCAUCGCGAUUUGCUUACUCUUCGUCUUCAUCGUUAUGAUUCUAAGCUUCCAAAUACAGGACUGGUGGGACGCACAUCUCGAAUCUGGAGGCUACGGGUUCUGGCUUAGUUAUGUGCCAAAGGUGUUACUCGCGGUGGUGAUCGCAUUGAUGGAUGAAGCGUACUUCAAAGUUGCGGUGUGGUUGAAUGAUUUGGAAAACUAUCGACUAGACACCGAGUACGAGAAUCAUCUGAUCUACAAGGUGGCACUGUUUCAGUUUGUAAACUCCUUCCUAUCGCUGUUUUACAUCGCCUUUUACCUCCAAGAUCAAGAGAGACUCAAGGAGCAACUGGCGGCACUGCUCAUAGCUCGUCAGGUGAUCGGUAACCUAAAGGAAUCCGCGGUGCCGUACCUGAUCGAACAGUUGCGUCUGGCGCGACUGAGUUUUGAGCUGUUCGGGGCCCUGAGUCCUAGCGAGGCGAGACCAGCACCCGGUCAAGAGAGCGAAGAGACGCAGUGCGCUAAAGACAACGAGGAGAAGGAGGAACGAUCCACCGACAGCGGCAAGUCGAAGCAACCCCGAAACGUCAGCCAAGCAGAACUGGAGAGUUCCCUCUACAGAGUAGGGCAUCCCACUAAUUCUCUACUUAGUGACGUUGCGUUCAAGGUAUCAACCAAAAAGUAUGACGGGGCGUUUUCGGAGCAUCUGGAAAUGUUAUCGCAAUUGGGCUACGUUUGUCUCUUUUCGUCGGCGUUUCCAUUAGCUGCGAUGGCAGCUUUACUUGGAAAUUUGCUCGAAUUACGCGGUGACGCGUUUAAACUGUGCUUUGUGCUUCAACGACCUUUUGGGCGUAGGGUCUCGAAUAUAGGAACUUGGCAAAAUGCUAUGGAAACGAUGGGCCUGGUCGCUAUUUUAGUGAAUUGUGCACUGAUCGGAUUGAGUGGGCAGGUACAACGAAUGUUCCCAGAGAUGUCAGCAACACAAACAAUCUUAUUAAUUGUGGCACUAGAGCACAUAAUGUUCGCUAUCCGAUUUGUUAUUAUUUGUGCAAUUCCCGACAUACCUCACUGGGUCGCUACUGAAAUGGCAAAAGUGGAGUUUUUAAGGCGCGAAGCAGUUCGAAGAUUGUCCUCGACACCGUCACCGGAGCAACAACCAGCAACAGUAAUAGGGAGAUUCGUGGUGAGUCCAGCAGACGGAGAGAGCGAAGAGCAGCAUUUGCUCGCGGACCGCAUCGGCUACGCGACCACAUCAAGUCAAGUGGAUACUCCGACCUUGGCUUCAACUAGUCACACACCCAGUGGUCCGACAACGCCUAGCGCAUCAGUACCAAGGAUCGCGGAAACACCACCGACGGCUGAAACGCCCGGCGGUAGCGGCGGAAGCAGUAGCGAAACUAGCAGCCCAUUCCUACCCGAGAACAAUCCCAAUGUGACUACCCGAGACAUCCGUAACUCUCCAAGGUGCUCCAUACCCGGUGGUGAACGAGUAGGAAGACGCUCGAGGGAAUGGUUAAACAAUGAACCCGAAGCAUCCGGUGCGACUGAUCAAUACAGCCAUCAUCUAACCAUCGGACCACAUGGUGGAGUUGACUGGGUACGUCGAUUAGGUUUGGAGCCCGGUGGAAGAAAAUCUAGCGAUUCCGAAAUCAGUGGUACCGGUAACAUAAGCGUUAGGGAAGAGGAGUUAACGCUGCAUAGGUCUACAGACUGUAUCGUGUCGAAAGAGCUUGCCUCGUCUUCAGACAGUGAUCUUCUCAGGUCGGCACCGCCGUGGUCAGUGGCUCAUAGGAGCCAAAAGUUCCGCUUCUCGCCGGAGAAGGAGAAAGAGCGUGAGAAGGUGGCGGAGAAGCAGCAGCAACAACAACAGCAGUAUCAUCAUCAUCAUCAUCAACAUCAUCAACGCACGGAGACGCGGGAGAUGCACGAUCAUCGUGAGCGGCAGUCUUAUCUAGCUGAGAAGGAGAAGGAUUCGAGCGGUUUAUCAGAUUCCAGUAAGACGAUCUCCAGCCAAGAGGAGGAGAAACCGACGAAGGAGGAGCGCGAGGCGAAGAAGACGCGUGUCAAGCAGAGCCUGAUGAAGCGGGCGCGCUCGGUCGCGAUCUUCUCGCUGAAGCUGAAGGAACGUCGCGCUAGGGAGGCCGAAUUGAAGGCUAAGGAGGCAGAGAGAGAGGCCAGGUGGCAACAACCACAAUCCUGUGUUGGCGGCGAGCUCUCAUGCAUACCUAUAGAAAAGCUUAUCUCCGUGGACGAUAUCGCAGCCAUGGAAAUGCGCCGGAUGGAUCAUUAGCCGCUUGAUUAACAACUCGUCUCUCUCUUUCUCUCUCUUUCUCUUGCACUUUUGAUUUUUUCUCGCUACGUAGACAGCCGUGUGUUCGCGUAUCGCGUACAGUCGGUGCGAAUGAUGCUUGUGCAUCGCGAGAAACCCGAUCGUGAUCGCGAGCUGAGAACAUGACAAACGGACAAAAGAAAAGGCGCACAAAUUUUACGAAUCGUCAUUGACAACAUAUGUUAGGUAACAUUCCGUUGAAACGGUUCCCGUUUUCUCCCAGAGAUUCGGGGCGUCUUUGGCGAUUAUCCCUUCAGCGGUAUGAUCCAAUUUAAGAACAAGCGGGGACAAGAUAUUCCUGAAGAAUAUGUAUGAUUAACGAAGAUAACAAUUUUCACGAUGACUUACUCACGAUUUAAAGACUCAUGAAACAGUACGCGAGUCGUGCUGUUUUGGAAGUAACGAUGCCACGGAUCGAGGGUGAAAUUCUAUUACGAUUCAAAAAAGGGAAGAAUCUACGAAAUGUUACAUCGCGAAUUUACAAUUAUUUUGAAUAAAUAUUAAUGAAACUAUUGUGUUUUCUAAAUUUUCUUCAAAGAGCAACAUGUCCCACGUAAAUUCUAAUUUUGCUUCUAUUCAAUAUUCUCACACUAGGCGGCAUAUUUUCCUAGUGCAUAGGUCACUCGCUCGAUUUCACCGUAGGUAAUUAAGACGUAAUUAUCCCGCUCGUGCUGUCAGUAAUUUUAAUUAUAACAUCGAAGAAAAUUAUUCUCGGCUGGAUAUGUAAUAUGUGCGCAUUACUAUGCGGUACUCGGACAGCACGACAAUCCGAUCGCCAUGAAGAAAAGAAGUCGGGAAAGUUCAUUAGAAAAAAUCGCGAAAUUUUCCAGGAGAGGCAGUCAAGAAGCUUGUAAAGUAUCAUUAGGCCGCUGGGAUAAGAAACGCCGGCACAGAGAAUUCAACGAAAAAAACAUGAGAGAGGAGGUGGGAUGUUGUUGUUGUUGCUGCGGUAAUAAGUUGUUAAUUAAUUAAUACUAUAAAACUAUAGAUGUUAAUGGUUUAACGAAUUUUUGCUAAAUAGAUCUCUCACACGAGGUGUAACACGUUGUCGAGACCACCGCCUCCAAAAGCCUCGUGUCCCUGUUAAAGAUCGUUCUCCCAUCGCAAAGAACGACGACACGCGGAAACCGCACCGUUAUUCGUGAUAAAAAGUUUGCCACGCGACACAUUUCGUCGACGAAGAGUUAGAGAGUCGAUUAGAGUGCACACAACACGCACGAUGCUCUUCGUCCAGAAAUGAUUAUAAGGAA